Camelina sativa (false flax) is the source of this 855-nucleotide messenger RNA. The record is from RefSeq and is a predicted model, not a curated record. Lineage: Eukaryota; Viridiplantae; Streptophyta; Magnoliopsida; Brassicales; Brassicaceae.
UGAUUGUGAGACAGGAAUCACCAGCAUAGGGACACGCAGUAGCAAGAUUGAAGGUUGGAGGACAUGCAGAAACAUCAGAUCCAGCCGCGGAAGCUGUAGCGUCACUAUCACCCAGAUCCAUGGGUUCAGCCGGCGGUGGAGCAACUGGAGGCGGAGAAGAAGAACCCGGAGCAGGCGAGUCAUCACGAAGAGCCAAGUUUGGACCGUUAGUGCGACGGCGAGAGGACAAGCGACGAGGAGCAGCGGCACGGGAUGGAAAAAUACGACGAGAUGAGGACGAGGACGCCAUCGGGUGGAAGCGACGGCAUAAGCAGCAGUUGCCAAGAAGUGGAGCACAACCGUCGGCGGCGGGAGAUGAGUGGUACAGCGAGGGUUUGUGUUACGGCAAUAACAUGGCCAAAGAGCCUUUCACAAUCCAGCAAGCCAAAGGGAUGCUAUCCAGCAAGGAACCACAACCUUCAAGAUCGCAAAGAGAAUCAGAAAUAGGGAAAAAAAAAUAGGAAGCAGCUUAUAAACAAGCACCAUCAAAAACUCACCAAGAUCACAUUCCGCACCGUAAUCAACACAUACUCACCUUCGGACAUUAAAAGAGCAGGAGCAUCACACAACAGAACAAUGAAGACAUCACUCUCCCCAUGACAUUGUACGACUUUUAAACUCACCAAUGGACAUCACUUCUAUGCAUUAGUCCCUUUUUUUUUGUUGUGACAUACCACAUUGUGGACCAGACAAGCUGAUCCGUUCAUCAUUAACAAGACACAAGAGGAUCACUGGUCAAUCUGUGCACAUGUAGUAAAUUAACAACUGAGGUAGAAGAGCUCACCCGUUCAUUAUUAGCAAGACACAUGAGGAUCA